AUGACCGCACCGCAGCCUCCGCCCGCGCCGACGAACUUUCUGGCGGACAAGAAGUUCCCCGACGACCUCGUGGUUUCGAUACUCGGACGCGUCCCGUGCAAGGACGACCGCGCCAGCAUGUCCCUCGUCUGCAAGGCGUGGCACGACAGGAUCGACCGCCUCAUCAAGGAAAAGCGCACGCCGCCGAUUUUUAUUUUGAGCCGCGCCCAUCCGCUUUUGAUCCGCCGCUGCUUUUUGUGGUGGCUCCUCCUCCCCUCCAAAGUUGUUCCGCAACGACCCCGCCCUUCUUCCGCGCCGCCUGCGUCCUCAGCGGCUGCUGCGUCCACCCCCACCACAACCACCGCACCAUCCUCCCGCCCGAGGCGCGCUUCGUCGGCUCCUACGACGGCGCCUGGAUCUUCCUCUACUCCGACGAGAUGCGCGCGCACGGGCUCCUCAACCUCCGCACUCCCGCAAGAGCUCGUUCGCGAUCGUGAGGGACACCGGAUUGUCUACAGUAUGGUCAUGCUCGCCGCCACGCUCUCGUCAUCGCCGGACGACUCCAAGUGCGUCGGCGCCACCAUCAUCGCGCGGGAGCGGGAGCAAGCCCCAGACGAGUUUUUGCAGCAGCCCUUCAAUCGCUGGAUUGCGUUCUGGCGAAUGGGCUGGGAGGUGGCGCUCCAAUUGGUUCCAGGCGAGGACGUGGCUGUGGACCUGGCUCUGUACCUUACGGAGGACGUCGUCUACCACGACAGCGCCUUCCAUUUUCUGCUCACCCGUGGCGGAGCCUACCAAAUCCUCGUGUGUACGCCGACCACGAAUCCUGAAGAUCCUAUGGUCCUGGAGAUCAAUUGGGCGCUUCGCCGCUUCAUGCCGCCCGGAGAGCGCAUCCCCGGCCAGAACGCCACCGUCCGCGCUCGAUACCUCGUCGUGUCCCGCGGCGAACUGCUCAUGGUCGUCAGGUUCACGACUGGUGCUAAUCAGCCGACGUCCAUGUUCAAGGUGUUCCGGGAGACUAAACGGCCGCAGAUGCCUAACGGCGGCGACUUCCCCGUGGCUCUGUACCCCUGGGAAUGGAGCGAGAUGGACACGCUGGAUGGCCUGGUUCUGUUCGUCGGCUAUGGCUGCUCCAGGUCCUACCAAGCGGAUGAGGAUAAGUACCCAGGCUUCAAGCCCGGCAUCUACUUCUUGGAUGAUGGCGUGUUCUGCGAGGCACUCAUGGUCGGCGACGCCAAUACCAGGCCGUACCCCUGCAGGGACAAUGGGAUGUGGUCCGAAUCCGAAUGCCGUAUCCAGCGCUGCUUCCCGCCUCCAAACUCAUCGGACUACUCUCCUCCGGUUUGGCUUUUCCCUUGA
Messenger RNA from Miscanthus lutarioriparius, 1335 nucleotides. The record is from the annotation of a GenBank genome assembly. NCBI's taxonomy places the organism in Eukaryota, Viridiplantae, Streptophyta, Magnoliopsida, Poales, Poaceae.